Molecule: messenger RNA, 1953 nt
Organism: Magnusiomyces paraingens
Lineage: Eukaryota; Fungi; Ascomycota; Dipodascomycetes; Dipodascales; Dipodascaceae
Exons: 1
Coding region: 1-1953 (650 amino acids)
Source: RefSeq, a predicted model, not a curated record
AUGCUCUCUUCGAGGCCUACAAAAUGGCUUCAGAUUCUUGCAAAAUGUAAACCUUUAGCCCGGCCCGGACUCAAACCCCGGAAGCAACACGCCCUGCUUGGGCUGCGUGGAUCUGGUGUUCAGCGGACAAUGAUGACUGUUCCUAACACUGAAAAGACUGCUCCAUUUCGCAAUCUGGCAGCUCCUUCUUUGGACUCGCUACCUAAGCCUCCGAAGAAAACAGUGCGCCCAAAGAAAACUCCUGGAGGGAAGAAGAAGGGCGGCUCAAAAGGUAAAGUUUUGUUGGUUUUACUAGGAGUCGGGACCGUGGGAUACUUUUAUGAUUCAUACUAUAAUGCUAGGGCACUGUCACGUACAAUCAAAACAGUUUACACACUUACGAGUAUUGCCAUCGAUUACAAACUCAACUUUGAUGAAUCAAAAGAUAUUCCUGGAUUGCACUGGCGAACAGCCGAGAAGAUUUACAAUUUGAUGAUCUCUAACAAGGGUUUAUACAUCAAGAUGGGACAGGCGUUAGCUGUGCAAGCAAGUAUUUUCCCUCCCGAGUUCCAGCGCAAGUUUGCCAAGUUGUUUGAUAACGCACCCCAGGAUUCUUGGAGUGAAAUUCGCCAGACUUUUGUCGAAGAAUUUGGUAAGGAGCCAAGCGAGGUAUUUGCUUAUAUUGACCCCAAGGCGAUUGCAAGCGCUUCAGUUGCACAGGUGCACCGGGCCCAGCUUCAAAGUACAGGCGAGUGGGUUGCAGUUAAGGUACAGCAUGCUGACAUUCGCAAGCAAGUUGAGUGGGAUUUGCAGACAUACCAGAGUAUGAUGUGGAUCUAUGAAAAGUUAUUUGACAUGCCCAUUUACUUUAUUUCCAAGUACAUUGCGGCGCGAAUGAAGCUCGAGAUUGAUUUCCGCCACGAAGUGGAGAACUCGGAAAUAACACGUGCCAACGUUGAGCGCGAAUGGGGGUCGGGCGACUUCCCCGAUGUCUACGUGCCUAAGGUUUAUCGCGAGCUAUGCACAGAACGCGUUAUGGUGACUGAGUGGAUUGACGGCACACCUCUUAGCAACAAGGAGGUGAUUGUGCAGAAUUUUGAUGUUGCUGGUGUGAUUGGUACUGUGUUGACGCUUUUUUCAAAACAGGUGUUUGAAUGGGGCGCCGUGCACUGUGACCCGCAUCCAGGAAAUGUGAUUGUACGCAAACGCCGCGGAACAUCUAUAUUUGCCCAGUUGUUUGAGCGCGAUGAGCAACAAGUUGUUUUGAUUGACCAUGGGUUGUAUGUACACACGUCUGAAAAGUUUCGUGGAGAAUACUCGCAUCUCUGGCAAUGUCUGUUUUUGUUUGAUCGCGAUGGAAUCCGCGAGAUUAUGAAGAGCUGGGGUAUUGGAUCCGAGGAUUUAUUUGCGUCAUCUGUGAUGUUGAGACCUUAUAGUGCAGAGGAGACCAUUGUGACUUAUAAUGGUGGCCAGACAAACAAGGAACUGACACAGUAUGAGUUGCAACAAAAGAUGCGCAACAGAAUGAAAACGUUUAUUGUGGACGCAACGCGAAUGCCGCUUGAACUUGUGUUUUUAGGCCGCACCAUGUCGUUGCUUAUGGGUUUGAAUCGAAUGUACGGAUCACCUGUGAACCGUAUCAAGAUUUUGGCGUAUGAGGCUAGUAAGGCGUUUAGUUACUACAAUGCUAUUGGAGUGAUUGACGGGACGAGUCGGGGUGACAAGGGAACCAUUUAUGCUCCAGUGACUACACUUAUUUAUCUGUUGCAAGCAUGGCUCGAUUACACCAGAUUCCGUUUGGUUGUAGUAUUUUCAGAUUUGGCAUUCCACUUCUUUAGACUAGGCCAGCUAUUUACUUUUAAUAAGGAGCGUAAGGAUCAAAAGGGUAUGGAGGACUACCUUGAGAAGCAAAUGGUUGGCAUGGCCAACAAGAUGGGCUUCCAAGUUGAAGAAGGCAAGCUCUUCAAUGCAUGA